AUGUCAAAACUAUUCAAACAGGUUGACGUAUUCACCUCUGAGAAGUUCAAAGGUAACCCGGUGGCUGUCUUCUUCAACGGCGAGACACUCUCCACAGAGGAGAUGCAAGCCAUUGCCAAUUGGACAAACCUUUCCGAGACAACGUUCGUUCUGCCCGCAACUGUUCCUGAAGCUGAUUACCAAUUGAGAAUCUUCACUACUGGCCGUGAGCUGCCGUUCGCAGGACAUCCAACCAUCGGAAGCUGCCAUGCUGUGCUGGAAGCUGGCCUGGUGAGACCGAGAAACGGUCAAGUUACACAGCAAUGCGGGGCAGGCUUGGUCCAACUACUUGUUGAUGAAUCUUCUGGUAAUAUCAAGUUCAAACUGCCUUAUUACAAGCAUACCACUAUCGAUGACGAGCCAUUGAUCGAGGAAGUUGCGGAGUCUCUUGGUAUGCAGAGAGAUGGGAUCAAAUCCAUCGUUCUUGUUGAAGACGGGCCUCAUUGGUUAACUUUGGAGCUGUCAUCAGCACAGGACGUUCUCAAUGUCACUCCUAAUUAUGGCCAAAUUGAUAAGCUUUCGAACAAUGGGUUCAUUGGUUACAGCUUGUUUGGCCAGUACCCUGACGGGAGCUAUGAGGCCAGAAACCUCUUUAUUGAGAACUCCCUUGGUGUCGAGGACCCUGUGUGUGGCAGUGGUGCCGGUGCAGAUGCAUCGUUGCUUGCUGAGUUGUACGGGUUCCAAGGCGACUUGGUCAUCAAACAGGGUAGAAAGCUACGUAGGGAUGGCCAUAUUUCGGUUACAGUGAAAGAGCAGUCAAACAAUGAUAACAGAUACUCCAUUUACGUUGGUGGGAAUGCCAUUACAUGUGUUGACGGGAAAUGGUAG
This is a messenger RNA of Williopsis jadinii, 867 nucleotides long. RefSeq names its product Yhi9p (gene YHI9). Bases 1 to 867 code for a protein of 288 amino acids. Gene Ontology annotation, cellular component: cytoplasm. Lineage: Eukaryota; Fungi; Ascomycota; Saccharomycetes; Phaffomycetales; Wickerhamomycetaceae. The transcript has a single exon. Gene Ontology annotation, biological process: biosynthetic process. Gene Ontology annotation, molecular function: isomerase activity. The record is from RefSeq and is a predicted model, not a curated record.